Phalaenopsis equestris is the source of this 522-nucleotide messenger RNA. RefSeq names its product transcription factor EAT1-like. The transcript has 2 exons. The annotation marks the transcript as partial. Lineage: Eukaryota; Viridiplantae; Streptophyta; Magnoliopsida; Asparagales; Orchidaceae. The record is from RefSeq and is a predicted model, not a curated record. Gene Ontology annotation, biological process: regulation of DNA-templated transcription; anther wall tapetum development.
CCCGAUAGAGCCACCAUCGUCUCCGACACCAUUGACUACAUCAAAGAACUACUAAGAACUGUAGAUGAGCUUAAAGUACUUCUUGAGAGGAAACGAAGCAAGAAUGCCAAAACCAUUAAACUCGAAAUAGAGAACGAGUUUCAUGGCGACAUGGAAAGCUCCUCUAUGAAAUCAAUCAUAGACGAAAGUGAUCAUGGUAUAAAUGGAAGCAUGAGGAGCUCAUGGAUUCAAAGGAGAUCAAAAUCAACAUUUAUUGACGUCAGAAUUAUCGAAGAUGAGGUCUAUAUCAAGCUUGAGCUGCGUAAGCGGGUUGACUGCUCUUUAAUAGUGUCCCGGGUUCUAGAUGAGUUACAACUUGAGCUGUUGCACUUGUCUUGUGGAAACAUAGGAGAUUGCCAUAUUUUCAUGAUCAGUGCUAAGGCAAGUUAUGAUGGCUCUCCGGUGUAUGCGAGUUCCGUGGCUAAGAGGUUUAUUGAGGUUAUGGGUGGUUAAAUCAGUUAUGUAACAAUUAUUUUAAUUUGG